UACAUGAUCGUUGGUGUUUAUUUAGAUUACAUUCUCUAAAUGUCUUUAUAGAUUUUACAUUUAUUAUGUAUUAUAUGAGUGAACGUAAAACCAAAUAGUAAAUGAUUCUUAUACGGUCACACUAAACCCUAAAAAAAUAAAACUCUCGUUUUCUUACUUGCAUUUUCAAAGUGUUUGGAAUUACAGAGAUAUACUAAUGUUCUACUUUUUUGCUUCGUUUUUGAUAUAAUUUUGAAGAGGUAACACCUACAAAGAUUUUAAAAUUCAUGAACCUGAACUACCUAACAAGAGCACAUAUAGCCAGCAAAUUACAGAAGUACAGAAAGUUUUUGAAAAAAGUUAAGGGUGAGAGCGUAGAAAAGACAAGAAGAGUUAUGAUCUCCAACAUUCAAUCAUCAAGCUACAUCAACCCACAACGCUCUUACAACUACAAGACAAGCCUAGGCAACAACAAUAUUUUCAAUUCCCAACGUGGCUAUGGUCUUGGUCAAUCUAGCCACACGAUGAACAACAAUGCUGGUUUUCAUGGCUCUGUCCACUGCAUGAACCGUACACCCACCUACAAUUCUCAAACUGGAUCCAAAUUUUUGCCUAGGAGAGGCAGCCUUGGGGUUUCAAGUGGAAUGUUUGCUUUAAAAGAGGAAAUGGGAAGCAUGUCCGGAACAUCUCAAGAGUAUCAAGCUCAUAAGUUUGGACAAUAUGGUACAACAAGUGGAGCUUUGGGUAUGAAAUCUAAUCUUAAUACUGGAACAACGGGUAGUAAUUACGCUGGGCACAGAAUAGAUGAAAAGGGGGAUGUGUUUGGACCUGGUGGAAUAAGAGUUAAUGUCAAUGAGAAUGCGUCUCUUGGUAGAAUGAGAGUUACUGGUAAUGGUAAUGGUUCUCUUGGUGGGAUAAGAAUUCAUGCUACUGGUAAUGGUUGUUUUGGUGGAACAAGAGUUCAAGGUAAUAGUAAUGGUUUUCUUGGUGAAAUAAAAGUCCAUGGUAUUGGUAAUGGCUCUUUAGGUGGAACAGAAGUUCGAGGUAAUGAUAAUGGCUUUCUGAAUGAAAGAAGAGUCCGUGGUACUGGUAAUGGCUCUCUAGGUGGAACAAGAAUUCAAGGUAAUGAUAAUGGAUUUCUUGAUGAAAUACGAGUCCAUGGUAAUCAUAAUGGUUCUUUUGGUGAGAUAAGAGUUCACGGUAAUGACUCUUUUGGUGGACUAAGAGUUAAUAGUACCGAUAAUGGUAAUGGCUGUCUUGAUGGAGUUAUGAUUCAUGGUAAUAUCAAUGCUAAUGGCUCCCUUGGUGGAAUGAGAGUUCAUACUGGUAAUGGUAAUGCAUCUCUUGAUGAAAAUUUGAGUAGCAUGAACUGGAACUUCAAUAACAACAACAUGAGUAACCAUGGAAGUUCAACUUCAAGGUUUCCUUCUGCAUUGUCAUCGUUCUUUGACAAUAAGGAUCAGUCACAAAACUACCUGAAUGCUCAGACUGGUGGUGUGGUUCCUGUUCUACAGAAUCCUAGAAGACCUAAUAAUCAUCAUGGCAUCAACGAUUUUUUUCGCGAUACAGUUAACUCGCAGUUUGAUCAUAAUCAGCAGCAAGGUAAAGUGACUGGUGAAAAUCCUGAGGUGCCUCCUGCUUAUCCUCUUGAAAACCUAAGUAACGGUAACUAUAAUGAAGAAACAUUGAACUCUGUUGCUAAUUCGGAAAUGUAUUUUCCUACUGAUCAGAAUAUGAUCAUUACAAAUAAGGAAUAUGGUGUUGAAGAUUUGAUGGAACUCCCAUUGUCGUUCGAUCAGGAUUAUGAGGAUGAAAACCUCCUGAAGUUUUUGCUCGAGCAUGACAUGAAUUAA
Molecule: messenger RNA, 1832 nt
Organism: Brassica napus (rape)
Lineage: Eukaryota; Viridiplantae; Streptophyta; Magnoliopsida; Brassicales; Brassicaceae
Product: hornerin-like
Exons: 6
Coding region: 267-1832 (521 amino acids)
Source: RefSeq, a predicted model, not a curated record